Molecule: messenger RNA, 2706 nt
Organism: Eurytemora carolleeae
Lineage: Eukaryota; Metazoa; Arthropoda; Copepoda; Calanoida; Temoridae
Exons: 2
Coding region: 1-2706 (901 amino acids)
Biological process (GO): DNA integration
Molecular function (GO): nucleic acid binding
Source: RefSeq, a predicted model, not a curated record
AUGACCACGGACAGCUCCAUGCGCACCGAGACCGGCCUCAGCCUCAACGACGUCUCCCAGCCAGCCCCAGGAAAUGUUCCCAACAUGAGAGACAUUCAAAAGUUCUUCAGGUCCGUGCUCACUUCUACCAAGGACUCCUUCCUCAGAAUCAUGUGUGUUCCGUCAGGUUUCUUUUCAAGUGCUCCUACUCUUAACCCUACCUGGAGAUACUUCCGAGAUCAAGCGAUCCCUUUCGGCGACAGCGCAUCUGGCGACUAUGCAACUUGUGCGAAAGUUGCUACUGUCAAGACAUUCAUCACAGAUUCCCCCCCCCACCUCCAACCUGCCAUCCUCCAAGCUAUCCUGGAGGACACAUAUAUUGAUGACGAAGGUGUCGGUGCCAACUCUCCAAGCGAACUCACUACUCUGCAACAAGAAAUAGAAAGGAUCCUUAACAGAGGGGGAUUCUCUAUUAAAUCCUGGGAAAAAUCUGGUGAGAAUGGAAUCAGCAAGUACUUGGGCAUGACGUGGGACAGAGUUAGGGACCUGUACAGCCUGAAGUUUCGCCUCAACCUCCACAAGAAGUCCCGUGGGAUUCCAUCCGGUGCGGAUUUAGACUCAGAUUUCUUGCGAGACGAAUCCGUCCCUGUCACCAAGAAAAACAUCCUAUCUGUUGCGUGUCAGUUCUACGAUCCCUCAGGAUUAGCUGCUCCCCUCAUGUUCUCAAUCCGAGCCCUGUUUAGUGAGAUCUGUUGUGAUCCUCAGUGUUUCAUCAACUCAAUUCUGUCUGACGAACGAACUGCUAGGUUCAGAGAUGCGGUGAGAGAGAUCUUACUAACCAGGGGAAUAUUUUUCUCCAGACAGGUCAUAUUCCAAUACCAAGCUCAACUCUUCAUUUUUUUCGACGGCUCCCUACAGGGUUAUGGAGCUUGUGUAUAUGCUCACUCCGGCGAUCAGUUCAAUCUCCUCUCCAGCUCCUCAAAGAUAUUGGGAAAGUCUGCAUUCUCCGCUCCACAAUCUGAAAUGGCAGGAGCACUACUCGCCUCCAGGAUGGAACAAAAGAUAAAGCAAGAGUUGUUCAACGUCUCCCUUUCCCCUCCUACUUUCAUUGGAGACUCAGAGAUCGUCUUAAAGAUGAUCGCUAAAAAUGAUCCAUCUGGAAACCCUGUAUUUUAUGGAGUCAGGUUGAUGGAAAUCCUAGCAACGUCAUCACCUGACAGCUGGUUCUGGUGUCCCGGAAACCUCAACCCAGCUGACCUGCUCACCAGAUCUGGAACCAGCUGCGCGCAGGUCAACUCAGAAUUCUGGUUGAACAGUAGUUUCUUACCUCAGGAUAAAUCCUCAUGGCCCAUCACAGUCUGUUCUUCCAUCACCUCAGGCGAAAUUCCCACCAGGUCGGUCAACCUCGCUAGAUUAGCCCCGAACCAUCCUUCCCGGGAAUAUAUUUUGAGUCUUUUGCAUCACGAACAGAGCCUCGCCACUGUUAUCCGUGCUCUGAAUCUCCUCCACAAAGUUUGCAGAUCCUGGAGAAAUGACCCCAAUCCUAUUGCUACCUGGAGUUCCAUCAAAUCGUCCAUCAAGUCCUCUGUCCUCAAGUGUUUUACCACGGAGUCGGAGCUCAGUAUUGCCAACAACAAGAUGAAACACCUCUUUAUCCAACUAGUGGACGGAGUAUAUUAUGUGUCGGACCCAAGUUUCCGUUCCAGAAUCGGGGUUCCCCUCAUCUGCAAGAAGACCAUCCUAGCCAAAUGCAUCCUGAAUGAUGCUCAUGCUGAUCUGGGCCACGGUAGAGAUGUCCUCCAUGUUCCAUUUGCUGCAUUUGAGGCUGACGUCCCUGAUGUCCUCAAAUCCAUCCAGCCUCCUUUCUCCUACUGUCAAGCUGACAUUUUCGGACCCGUCUUUGCUCACAAAGACGGUAUCAAAACCAAGAGGUGGAUCCUGGUCAUUCUCUGUCUUUCCAGUCGCGGGGUGAAUCUAGAGGUCCUACAUAACUACAGCUCCCAGAGCAUCACCAGAGGAUUUAACAGAACUUUCGCCCUGCGAGGCACACCUCGCAUCAUUUGGAUUGAUGCUGGUCUCAACAUUGUUAAGGCUGGCAAGGACCUAGUUAACACAGAGAUGAAGGUCAUCUCCGACCUCAAUCUGAAGUUCACCUCCAUCGAAUUCAGAGUUACUCUUCCCAAACACCAUGCCGGUAUCGGAGCAGUUGAAAGAAUAGUCGGCUCUAUUAAGAACACAGUCAGCAAGUCACUCGUCGGCCCUCACCAGCUGACAAUGGACAACGAGGAAUUGCUCACCUGGACACAUGGAGUUAUUGAAAAACUCAACAACCGACGUCUGAUCCUCAGAGCUCCACUGGGAAUCACCCUCACUCCCAACCACGUUCUCCAGGGGUUCAGAGAAGGUUACGGAGACGAAGUCAACCCUGUUGCUCCUAUCAACCAACAGAUCUCCAGGUGGAACUUAGCUCUCAACAUGUUCCACUCACUAUGGGAGCAGGAAUAUACUCGACGCAGAUUCACUGUCACCUGGAGGAACCAGGGCAGCCUUCCCCAGAUCGGAGAUAUAGUCCUGUUCAAGAACGAGCCCAUAUACAAGAAUCCUAUUUCUGCAGCCAGGGUGGAACAACUCCUUCGUAGANAUUCCAGGAAGAGAUUCAGGGGAGAAAGCAGGAGCAGGAAAUCUAGCUCCAGCUCCGAAACCCAGACCAGAGCCUACACAGGAUGA